AUGACAGCUGCACACGUCCGGUCCCUUGUUUCUACGAAUGCUACCUCAACAGACGGCCAGGCCACAGCUCCUAUCCUCGAUGACGACAGGACUCUACAGGAGCUUCGCGCCGUCGCAUCACAGGACCAAGAUUACCGCCGCCUCUUGGAGUACGUCACCACAGGAUUUCCCUCCAACCACUACAGCCUACACGCCUCCAUCCUCCCGUACUGGAAAUUGCGGGACAGCCUGUACGCAGAUGGAGAGCUUGUGCUACAUGGUCCCCGCAUUGUUGUUCCUGCUACACUCCGCCGUCGCACCUUGACCCACCUCCACGAUAGUCACAGAGGAGUCGAAGCCACCCAUCGUCGCGCCAGGCAGACUGUCUACUGGCCUGGUAUCGACUCUGACAUAAAGAGUACAGUCGAAGAAUGUGACUCCUGCCAACGUCUGCAGCCCAGCCAACAGCAGGAACCCUACCUAUGCGAUGACCAGCCAUCACGCCCCUUUGAGUCUGUGUCCGCUGACUUUUUUCAAGUAGCUGGGAAGUCUUUCCUGGUCAUUGCAGACAGACUUUCAGGGUGGCCCGUGGUUACUUUCUGUGGUCAGGACACAACCGCAACUAAGGUCAUGCGCAUGUUUUGCCAGUACUUCCGAGAAGUCGGUGUACCUGUUCGUCUCAGGACCGAUGGAGGGCCCCCAUUCACCAGUGAGGAAUUCAGGAGGUUUAUUGAACGCUGGGGUGUCCACCACCUUGUGACGUCCCCACACUAUCCACAGUCUAAUGGCCACGCCGAGGCUGCGGUCAAGUCCGUGAAGCACUUGAUCCUCAAGACGGCGCCUGACGGCAACAUCGACUGUGAGGCGUUCGACCGGGGCCUGCUAGAGUUCCGGAACACCCCAAACCCUGCUGGCCGCUCUCCUGCCCAGAUUUUGUAUGGCCAUCCUCUUCGGACUUGUGUCCCUGCCCACCCCCAGUCCUUCUCUGCAGAGUGGCAGACCAAGUCUGACGACUGGGACCGCCGCGCCGCUGGCCAAGCCGACCAAAUGACUAGCCUCUAUGAUAGCCAUGCCCGUCCUCUUCCAAGGCUAUCCGUAGGCCAGCGUGUCCGCAUUCAGGACCACAAUCCCUCGAUGGGAUAA
Molecule: messenger RNA, 1122 nt
Organism: Penaeus vannamei (Pacific white shrimp)
Lineage: Eukaryota; Metazoa; Arthropoda; Malacostraca; Decapoda; Penaeidae
Source: RefSeq, a predicted model, not a curated record